GAUAGAUUAAAAUUAAUGAUAAUAACAGUAUAAAAAUCAGCGUUGCGACUGGGGAGGAAAUUCAGUGCAUUUCAAUUGCAAGAAUUUACGCCGGCAACAGGUGAACCGGCCGGCUUGCUUUAUGUAAGCCUAGGCCAGGUUCUGCCAGAAACACACAACUAAGUACAGGUUAGGUUGCUAGGGCACAACUUGCAGAUAACGGCAGGCUAUCAGGAUAUUUUUUUUUUCAACUGGAAAAUUGAUUGCGGAAAAAUCCAAGCUACACGACAUGUAUUUUUAAAGAUUCCAAGCUUUGUGCGUUUAACCUUUCUGUGGGCCAAGACGAUACGGACACCGAACCAAUUCAGACAAACAAAUGAUGAAUAUAGAAAUUUAUACGUUACCCUUCGAUCCAUUACAAGCCUUGACGGGUUCCAAUUGUUUGCGCAAACUAAAACUUUGUUAAAUUAUUCACUUAUUCCUCCAGAAAUGUUUGCUUUUCCGCUAGGGGAAUACGUUCGGUCGGAUCGGCGUCGCCCGUGCUUCGCAGCCUAGUACUUUGCGAGUAGCCGCAGUAAAAAGGCACCAACUGAAUCACGCUGACAAUAGUGACAAUCAGCGCGACUCAGUUAAACUCAACGAUUUUUACUCAUCAUGAUCAAGUAGAAAAAUUAAAAUAAAGUUGUACGUGGUCAACACUGUCCACGCGCAGAAGCGUCGUACGCGUCGUCUGCCUAGCAGCUGCCAAGAAUGGAAGGGGUGCGGGUGAUUAUACGCACGAUACCUGUUUUGGUCCUGUGGAUCAAACCUAACCACCUGUGUCACUAGUUUUUCUAGGGCUAAAUGUUGAAAGCCGUACCUGUGGCGUCUCUUGCUCUCUCGCUCUAUCGAUUUCAUUUCGCCAACGACGCCAAUCCUUUUCUCGUUUGUCCGUUCAUCGCCACAAUUUGGCCAUGGCUGAUAUAGCUGUUACCCAGGGUGUGAGGAAAGGUUCACACAUUUUCAAAGGUCCUGAUGGGCACUCUUAUUACUACAAUAAAACUAUGAAAGGAGGGAGAAUUAGUCUUGAGUGUGUGUGCAGAAAGUGGAGGAAUGUUUGGUGUCGGGGUCGUGCCAGUGUUGAUAGUAAUGGGUGCCAAUUUCGAUGCACGCAACGGCACACAUAUCACAACAAGCAGCACUUCCAGACACAGAAGUUUCGUUUUGCUGUCCUCAGUCGUUGCCGGAAAGGAGAUUUCACCUCUUUUCGGCAAAUCUAUAAUGAAGAGCGGAGAAUGAUGCCCCCUGAAAUUAUGAGGUCAGUUUGUGCAAACCUCCCAUUUGUGACCAUCCGCCCAGCAAUGGAUAGAGCCAGGCGAACCAGCCUGCCCCAUAUCCCUCGAACUCUUCCAGACUUGGCUGAGAUGCUCUCAUCUAACGAACACUCAGGUCUGGCUAACACCUUAGAUGGAGAAGAUAACAUCUUUGCUGCUAGUGGUGGUGACAGAAAUGAGGGCACUGCCUUUGUAAUUUUUGCAUCCAAAAGGAUGUUAGAUGAAUUAGCAAAGACAAAGAAGAUUUUUGCAGAUGCAACUUUCUGCACUCCUACAGGACUUGAAUGCCGGCAAAUUUGGAAUCUGGUGAAGCUAAGAAAACACCAUAUUGUUCCUAUGGUACGUGUUCUGAUGCAAAAGAAAAAUCAAACAACUUACGACCUCAUUCUUCAAAAGUUGAAAGAUUUACGACCAUCUUUUAGGCCUCGAGAAGCUAUGUGUGACUUUGAAGAUGCUCAAAUAAACGCACUCAAAGCUCAAUUCCCGGAUAUACUGAUCCAUGGCUGCUUGUUUCACUCAAGCAAGGCUAUUGCCGGGAAAGCUAAAAAAUUACGCUUAGGUAGGUUUGUAAGGCAGAAUCACUCUGCUAAUUCUGUAACAAGGUCAAUGUGUGGCCUUGCAUUCCUACCUGGCAACCAAAUUGAAUCUGGCUAUAAAAAACUUAAACGCCGUGCUGUCAGGGAGCAUGUUUACAACAGACUAAAGUCUCUUUUUGAUUAUUUUGAACAAUACUGGUUACGAAGGGCAGAUAUAUUAUCUGUCUACAAUUGUCCUGACCGUACAAACAAUGCGUGUGAGUCAGAUAACCGAACCUUGAGAGCUGCACUCAAGUUCAAGCACCCAAGUGUGUUCUGCUUGCUUAAGGGUUUUCUUGAGUUGGAAGAUGAUGCCACUCAAGAUAUUGCUGUGCUGGAUGCAGUAAAUAAAGCCAGUAGGAAGAGGCGUUCAUCAGUUCUUGCCAACGAUCAGAAGAUAAAAGACCUUCUGCAAGAACUUUCGGAAAAAAGUAUUUCAUGCACAGAUUUUUUAAGAAGGGUAUCACGUUCCAUUCAAGCUUCAUAUAAUAGAGGUUUUGGAUUUGAUGAUGAUUUUAGCUAAGAAUGUAUAAGUAGCCAUUGUAAUCCAAAACCUCUAUUAUAUGAAGCUGAAUGGAAAACUGAUCCAUGAAGCGAAAGAAGAGGAUAACUCAAUUUUCAUCAUUUUUCAGGAGAAACAAAAAACUGUUUGCAGGGUUAACUUAAAUCAGAUGAAUGAUGCAAUUGGAUUUUCGUUCAAAAACCCUAAGAAAUAACUGUGAAAAUUUUUUAAAAGUGUAGCAUCACUUUGUGGUCGCUUUUUGUGAUUUAAAUCUUUACGAUGGAAUGUUCUACAGAACCAUGUUUACUUAGUUCUCCCAAACAAGGUGGAAUUUGGAGACAAUUCAAGUGGAGCUGAGGUCUGCGUAGAGUCUAUAUUUCUCUGGUACAUUUUUGGAGUUACCUCUUUUUCCAACUAGUGAUGUGGAGUUGAGAUGAGUUAAUUCUUUUUACAUUAGUUUCAUAAAGACACAAGUUGAGUUAUCUCCUAUUGCCAUUUUGUGCAACGGAG
Thrips palmi is the source of this 2879-nucleotide messenger RNA. RefSeq lists its product as uncharacterized. The transcript is spliced from 6 exons. The record is from RefSeq and is a predicted model, not a curated record. Lineage: Eukaryota; Metazoa; Arthropoda; Insecta; Thysanoptera; Thripidae. Bases 933 to 2390 code for a protein of 485 amino acids.